This is a messenger RNA of Hymenoscyphus albidus, 3366 nucleotides long. NCBI's taxonomy places the organism in Eukaryota, Fungi, Ascomycota, Leotiomycetes, Helotiales, Helotiaceae. The record is from the annotation of a GenBank genome assembly.
CCUGGCUUUCCCCCAGCGCGUCUGUUUAGCUGUGAUCCACUCUGCGUAUCCAAUCCCUGGAUCUUUCAAAGACUGCUCGAACCGUACCAUUAAAAAAUGACUGAUCGGGUUCGCGUCCGCAUUUUUCAAUUCACUUCUGCUCCACGGCUGGUCCUGGAGUUGCCGUGGCUGAAGUAUAUAGUCCUCGAGGGGCCCUGAGGUCAUCGCUUCCUCGUCCUCCUACCGAACAGACCAGCUCUUAACAUGUCCAUUCGACCUUCCCUGUACUAGGUGCUUUCCGUGCGGGCAUUUGGGUACUGUAAUUGAUCAAUCGAAGAACAUCCUGGGUUGACGACGAGACUUGGACGAUCUUUCAACUUCGGUUGUUUCCCACCUUCGUUCCUCCAUCCCACCUCCAGAAGCACCCAUUUCUCACCUUGCAGUGGCACUUGCAUUUUGGUUGUUGAAGCGAAGACAGAAAAAUUGGCAUUGGCAUCGGCAUUGACAUUGGGCAGCGUUGCAGUCGAGUCGAGUUGAGGACUUGUCAAAUUUUCACGGCUGGCUCCAGUGGAAGAGCUGCUGCUACUACAACCGUCCGCAUUGGGGGAUUUCUGCAUCGACGUUCAGGAAAAACAAAUUGCCUGCUGCACCACUCAUCCGCAACGGGCACAUCCUUCCAACCAAAUCCCCAAUCCCAGCACCACUAGGACCUUCAGAAACGGGCGCCUUGCAGAACGCCUCCGGCACCUGCCAACAUCGCAGCACAUUCAGCCUCGCGACAAGCUGCGAUCGUCUUUCGGCACCUUCGCGAGUGGUAAACAAUUUUGGCCUCGCCUAUCACAUGAGACUGCUAUUCAACCAUACGCCGCCCAGGAACCCAGCAAAAGAGCAACUAUUUGGUAUUCGAAUUUGGAACCGUCAAUUCACUCUCGUCCCCUUUCACAUGACCGCAAAAUUUAUCUUUGCCUCAAAAACUAUAUUAUCGGGGCCAGUCGACGCUUCAUUUUCUUGAAGCCUCGCCAGACAGCGACUUGAAAGAAAAAAUCAAGACACCAUGUCGAUCCUGGAUCUCCUCACGCCCUGGCAAUGGACCUUUUGGUUCCUCUGGUAUGUUCCGAUCUCCACCUCUCUAGCCACGUCUGAGAAAAAAAAAACUCAAAGAAAUCAAAACCCCACCGUCUUUGGACAUCUGCUAAUGCAACCUUGACUCCAUAGGCUUCAUCGCUAUUUUCGCUUCAUUGUCAAUUCCAUCAGCCAUUGGUGCUACAAAUCCGUGCCUAUCCCUGCCAACCCGUCAUAUACCGCCAACGAUGUCACGGUCAUUAUUCCAACGAUCCACAAUAACUUUGAAGAGUUGCGAGGGUCCUUGCAAAGUAUCCUGGCUUGUCAGCCGUACGAGCUUCUUCUGGUCACAACUUCUGACAAGUACCAAAGACUUUUGUCAUUCGUCAAAACUUUGGAGGUGCCAAAUAUCCGAGUAUUCCAUGUUCCCAUCGCCAACAAGCGUAUUCAAGUUUGCGAAGCUAUUCCAAAAGUCAAAACAUCCAUCAUAAUCAUGGCUGACGACGAUGUCACGUGGCCCCGCACCAUUCUCCCCUGGCUCCUGGCUCCAUUUGAAGACGCAAAAAUGGGGGGAGUCGGCCCUUGUCAGCGAGUUCAGCGUCUUGAGUCGGCUUCCGUGACCGAAUACAUCUUCAAUUGGCUGGGAGCUGCUUACAUUGAGAGACGAAACUUCGAAAUCUCCGCUACACACGGCAUUGAUGGUGGUACCUCGUGCAUGUCUGGGCGUACGUGUGCAUUUCGCUCUGAAAUUCUGCAAAGUCCUCUAUUCCUCGAGGGAUUCAAGACCGAACGAUGGGGCAAAUUUCAACUUAAUGCAGAUGAUGAUAAUUUUGUUACAAGAUGGUUGGUAUCCAACCAAUGGAAGACUUGGAUCCAGUACAACAAGGAGUGCGAGAUUGAGACGACGCUUGAAAAUAACAUCAAGUUCCUUUAUCAGUGCUCGCGAUGGGCUCGUAGCAACUGGAGAAGCAACUAUACUAGUUUGGUCACCGAAAAGCACGUUUGGAAGUAAGUCUGCAGUCAUAUAUCAGGAGAGGAUACCGUGCUAACAAGAUUAAAGGCAACAAAAAUGGUCAACAUACGCCUUGCACAUUGCCACCUUUACCUCGCUUUCUUUUGCCUUCGAUCCGCUCAUCAUCUUUUUGGCAUUCAAAGCAACCGCGAAUUGGACCCCAGAACAACAGUACUAUGCCAUCCUGGCCCAGCUUGUGUGGAUGGCUAUUAGCAAGGUUGUUAAACUUGUUGGCCUCUUUGUACGACAGCCAUAUGACUUGAUCUACCUGCCCGUUUCUGUCAUAUUUGGAUAUUUCCAUGGCCUCAUCAAGCUUUAUGCUCUUUCUACACUUCGCCAGGUAAGUUGUCCGCCACUCAUCGUCAGUCAGAAAACUGAUAUUUAUAGACAUCUUGGGGUAGUCGUGCAGACGGUGAUACCAACGACAACCACCGUAUGAGUCCAAGAGCCCGCCGAAGCGAAAGCAUCACUUUGCCACCGGGUAAUCACCCUGGCUUGAUUCGAUACAAUGACGACAAGUCUUUCACCACCGAAAAACUUGCAGUUUUUGAUGCCGACGAUAGCAAGAACGAUUACAAAUCAGAGAGUGAUUUAGACGCUGCGUCUGAUGAUUCUUAUGAUCCUAAUGAUUCAAAUGAUUCUUCUUCCAAUUCAGUUUCUGGGAUGGUAGAGAUCCACGGACGCUAGUGCAGCAUUAACUCCGGAGAUCUUUCUACCUUUUUACCGAUUGUUCACAUUAUUUUCUCAGGAUUGCAGCGUAUGGGUUUUUUGAUGAGAUUCCGACCGAAACGUUUUGUGUUCAAUAAUCGUCCAUGGGGUGACGUUUUUAUUUGCUGGCAUGCAUUUUCAGGAGUCUCUAAUUUCUUCUUUCGCAUCGUCUGUUUGUCUGGGAGAUAUUCGUCGAAUGCGGGGCGGUACUAUUUGGGAAAAUGUUCCUUGUCUCUUCUUUCUGGAAUGGGGACAAAUUUGGGCUGGAAAAAAAUCUUCCCUCUUAAUCUUCUUUCGUGGAUGGAAGAAUCAUUUUCUUUUGGGAGUGGUGUAUCUUUAUAUCUCGGAUGAUCUCUCAAAAAGAAUUUGAGGGGAUGCGAUUUGAUUUUCUCUUUUCAUUUUCAUUUUUCAUUCUUUUCCUUUCACCACCAAAAAAAAACAGACGCCUCUUUUCUCUCUUCUAUACAAAAAGGCCAUUUUGGGCCACACCUAUUUUCAAGAGUAGUGCUAGUCUGCUCGAACUUCAUAGAUGAAACGAGAACGGGCCGGGAUAGAAAAUGCAAAAAAUGAUAGAGGGAAAAUUCUCUAUACAACCAAGAACCUUC